Molecule: messenger RNA, 303 nt
Organism: Echinostoma caproni
Lineage: Eukaryota; Metazoa; Platyhelminthes; Trematoda; Plagiorchiida; Echinostomatidae
Source: the annotation of a GenBank genome assembly
AUGUCGGUUCUAUUCAGCAGUGGCAAAAAGUCCGCUGCAGUCGUUCGUGGAACGCUGAAGAAGAAAUCGUCACAAGGCUCCGAUACACAACUCCCGACAAAUAGCUACAUGCCGUCGGUCAAUGUGUGCGUUUGGAACCUGACACUGGAGAAUACUCCCAUAAGUCUGGCCUACUGUCGUGUUAGUAGAUCUCCACGACAACGUUCUGAACUCGUCAUGGAUGAAGCUGCCCUAGGUUGGCUUAACGAUCGCAAAUCGAAACAACAGCAGACAAAUUCCGAAACCCCAUUGGAAAUUCACUAG